AUGACGGAAAACAUCAGUGCCAAAAUGGAUAUUCCCACUAACAUCUCCCUGGUGAGUCCGGGGGACCCUGUGUACGAAUCUCUGGAAUACAAAACCGUCUCCGUUUUCCUGGUCCUGUUGGUGUGCGGGGUCGGGAUCGUGGGCAACAUCAUGGUCGUCCUGGUAGUCCUCACCACCCGUCAUAUGCGGACGCCCACCAACUGCUACCUGGUCAGCCUGGCGGUGGCUGACCUAACUGUGCUGGUGGCCGCUGGCCUGCCCAAUGUCUCCGACAGCCUGAUGGGCACCUGGGUGUACGGCCAUGCCGGGUGCCUUGGCAUCACCUACCUCCAGUAUCUGGGUAUUAACGUGUCCUCCUGCUCUAUCACGGCAUUCACAGUAGAGAGGUAUAUCGCCAUCUGUCAUCCAAUGAGGGCUCAGACAGUGUGCACUGUAUCUCGUGCCAAACGCAUCAUCGCCUUGGUGUGGGCGGUCACCUGCGUCUACUGCAUGCUCUGGCUUUUCCUCGUGGACAUCCAGGUGAACCGGGACGGCCGCGUCCAGUGCGGAUACCGCGUGUCCCGUGACCUCUACCUGCCCAUCUACCUGCUCGACUUUGCCAUCUUUUACGUCAUCCCGUUGCUGCUGGCCAUCGUGCUCUACGGUCUCAUCGCCCGGAUCCUGUACCUCAACCCCCUCCCCCACCCGCCUGACUCUAGCACCUUCACCGCCAACACCCUCAGGAGGAGCUGCAAAGAACCGGCGGCGGACGGCGGCAAAGGACGACCCAAGAGCGCGCUGUCGUCCAGGAAACAGGUCACCAAGAUGCUAGCGGUGGUGGUGGUUCUUUUCGCCCUUCUGUGGAUGCCGUACAGAACUCUGGUCCUCAUCAACUCCUUCGUUACAACUCCUUACCUCGACGCCUGGUUCCUUCUCUUCUGCAGAAUCUGCAUCUACGCCAACAGCGCCAUCAACCCCGUCGUUUACAACCUCAUGUCUCAGAAGUUCCGCUCCGCGUUCCGUGGCCUCUACAGAUGCCAGCGUCAAGAUGGACACCAGCGCUCCCUCUCCAUGCUGCAGACAAGCUACAGCCUGGCCAGAGACCCUCGUAUUUCUCAGACCACCAGCAACGGAACAAAAGAAGUCACCAAAAGGGUCACCACGGUGACACCCAGCGACGGACCCGGAACAGAAUCUCCCCUGGCCAAAGAUAAAACAAACGUAGAGAGCUCGCCCGAGAGCAAACGUGCCGUCAACUCGUUUGACGCGGAAAUGAAAGACGCGGUCAGUUCACUUAACGCUGACCAAAAGAAAGACAGGAGCGUCUCCAUCGCGGAGAGAAACGACGCGAAGAACUUUGACAGGGAGCCAAAAGAUUUGAACAGGUACAGCUCAAAUGACGUUUACAGUAACAAUGCAAAGAAAAGCCAGGCCCGUUUGGAAGAGGAGAAAACUGAUUUAAUCGCUGACCAACGUAAACUGACAUCUGGACAAGCAAAGGAGAACGAUUUGGAACUGAACCACAGUACAGUCUAA
This is a messenger RNA of Chanos chanos (milkfish), 1515 nucleotides long. RefSeq names its product thyrotropin releasing hormone receptor 2 (gene trhr2). Bases 1 to 1515 code for a protein of 504 amino acids. Gene Ontology annotation, biological process: phospholipase C-activating G protein-coupled receptor signaling pathway. The record is from RefSeq and is a predicted model, not a curated record. Gene Ontology annotation, cellular component: membrane. Gene Ontology annotation, molecular function: thyrotropin-releasing hormone receptor activity. Lineage: Eukaryota; Metazoa; Chordata; Actinopteri; Gonorynchiformes; Chanidae. The transcript has 3 exons.